This is a messenger RNA of Bactrocera neohumeralis, 3083 nucleotides long. RefSeq names its product patj homolog (gene Patj). NCBI's taxonomy places the organism in Eukaryota, Metazoa, Arthropoda, Insecta, Diptera, Tephritidae. Bases 144 to 2843 code for a protein of 899 amino acids. The transcript has 2 exons. Gene Ontology annotation, molecular function: protein binding. The record is from RefSeq and is a predicted model, not a curated record.
UUUAAAUUUAAUUAGCUAAGCAGAAAAAAGACGAAAAAAUUUGGAAAAUUUCUGUCUUCUGAAAAUUGUAUAGAUAAAAAUCAAAUAUAUUCGUGUUAAAAUAUUUUAUUUCUGUUUGUGCGGAUAUACAAUACUACAUUCCAAUGCAUUUGGGAGCGGACAUCUCUAGUGCCCUGCAGCAAAUCGAAGCUGUUAAGAAGGGCAUCGAUGAAUCUGAAGAUCCGAAAUUGCAAAUGCAAACUGCCGAGAGCCUUAAAACAAUUUUAGAUUUAUUACAGGAUCCAGUUUUUCGUACAAUUGUUCACGUACAGGAUUCCCUUUCCGAAUUAAAUGCUCAGUUAGCGCAACAUCCAUCAAUGCUUCCCAAUGAUUUUGAUAUCGACGUGGCUGGAAAUUUGGUGUUGAGUAUUAACGGUGGUGAUGUUAUGUAUGAUUUUUCGUCUGCACCACUUUCUCCUCAUUCGGGUCCAAGUAGUCCAGGGAGUGGACAACUGACACCUUCUGUAUUGACGGGAGCAAUAGAAUCCGACGAACAAGGACGUCCACAUUCUCAAAAUUCCAAAAUAACAAGCGAUCUUUUCGCUGCAGACUAUGCUCAAAUACAGGCCAUUGAGUUGGUUAAUGAUGGUACUGGUCUUGGGUUCGGAAUAAUUGGUGCACGCACAUCAGGUGUGACUGUGAAGACUAUUUUACCAGGUGGGGUUGCAGAUCGUGAUGGACGCUUGCGUUCUGGAGAUCAUAUUUUGCAAAUCGGUGAUGUAAACUUGCAUGAUAUGGUGUCUGAGCAGGUGGCAGCAGUACUGCGGCAAUCAGGUACGCACGUGCGCCUCGUAGUGGCGCGUCCUAUGGAGCAGUCAUCGCCUGGACAAUUUACACUAGAACCUGGAAGUGCUAUAGUACCCACGCGAGUUUUAGCGGAUCCUGUGGAGUUAGAACGGUACUUAAUUUCUACUGGUUAUCCGGAGAUUUUCGGUGAAAGUUCUACUGCGUCUACGCCACAAACUACAACAGAAGAUGAAAGAUUUAUUUACCGAUCGGAUGAUAUUUCUAAACGUCCACCAAUGGCAGUACCGACUAUCGAUUUAGUUGAAUUUUUGGAUUUACCCGAAACUGAGAAACUGCAAGUUGAAUUAACUAAAGACAUGAAUGGUCUCGGUAUUACUAUAGCUGGCUAUGUCUGCGAAAAAGAAGAACUUUCAGGUAUAUUUGUAAAGAGCGUUUCACCAGGAUCAGCUGCGGAUAUGAGUGGACGUAUUCGAGUUAAUGAUCGCAUUAUUGAGGUGGAUGGUCAAUCGUUGCAAGGUUUCUCGAAUCACCAAGCGGUAGAGUUGCUCAAGAAAUCAGGACAAGUAGUUAAUUUACGCUUGGAGCGUUACUUACGUGGUCCAAAGUACGAACAAUUGCAACAGGCUAUUGCUGCCAAUGAUAAAAUACCAAGUGUUCCGUCAACACCUUCAAGAGUUAAUUUGCCUUCUCCCAUUACUCCAGUCACAUCACAACGAACAUCGUCUGUGGCUAAAACACAAUAUGCGACUCACGUCGCAGAAGAUUCGCAUGACCUAUCUUUUGAUGGUAUUUCUAAUUUGUCAUCGGCCACCGUCCCAGAUUCAUUUAUGUCUGUCACGCCGGCAACUACUACGUCAAUACCUACAACUACUUUAAGUAGUUUUGGAUCAGGCAAAAAAAUGAUAGCAGUACGUGACUCCAUUGAUGGCACACCCAAAAUUAUACCUACAGACGUUUCCAUAGGUUCGAUUGGAAAGUCUGAAAGUGAAUUAACUGAAGUAGAAGAACCAAUGCAUGCUAAGAAUUCAACUUUAAUUUCUCGGCACAAAUACUAUACUGAUCCUGAGUUAACUCCAGAUGUUGAACAGGAAAUCAUACGCAAAUGGAAAAAGAUUGUCGGUCCCGACGUUGAUGUGAUAGUUGCCCAGAUUAAAAAGUUUGCAGUCGGUGGUUUAGGAAUUUCUUUGGAAGGAACUGUUGAUGUUGAAGGUGGACGUGAAGUUCGGCCUCACCAUUAUAUCCGUUCAAUAUUGGCUGAUGGCCCUGUUGGUGUAAACGGUGUUCUUCGAUCUGGUGAUGAAUUACUGGAAGUGAAUGGCGAACGUUUGCUUGGAAUGAAUCAUUUGGAAGUAGUUGCUAUACUCAAGGAGUUGCCACAAGAUGUACGCAUGGUCUGCGGCCGAGGCAAGAAUGCUUUAAUGCCAUUCUCAGAUGAUACCUUAAAAAAAUUGAGUAGCAAUUUUGAGAAUUUAAUGCCGACUUCUGAUCGUUUGGUGAAAGCCAAAUCCGAUGGCAGCUUGGCCACUGCAGGUUCGGUCAACGACGACUCGUUCAACAAGCUGAAAUCACGCUCACUAGAGCCACUUACAGGACUUGCAAUGUGGUCGUCCGAGCCGCAGAUUAUAGAACUGGUCAAGGGCGAUCGUGGUUUGGGCUUCUCCAUACUAGACUACCAAGACCCGUUAGAUCCAAACGACACGCUAAUUGUUAUAAGGUCUCUAGUGCCGGGCGGAGUAGCACAAUUAGACGGGCGUCUUAUACCCGGAGAUCGUCUGUUAUUUGUCAAUUCUAUUAAUUUGGAAAAUGCUUCUUUAGAUCAAGCAGUUCAAGCACUAAAGGGUGCACCCAAAGGAGUAGUGCGCAUAGGCGUAGCUAAGCCGCUACCAAUGACAGAUAAUUCUUUGAAGAGCGGAAAUGGCAACAGCGUUGAUUCGAAAUGCGAAGACUCCUCAAUGGAUUCGAGUGGAAUGGUGGGCAGUGAAAAUGUCUCAAUGCAGCUAAGCAAUGCCUCCACAAUGAUUGUUGAGCCGGAUUUAAUUCCGGAUUGGCGAAAAUAAGUUAUUCAUAUAAAAAGAGCCAAGGAAGGAUAUCGAAGAGCAAUAUCAACUUAUACCAAGCUAUUGAAGCACCUUCUAUGCACCCAAAUUAAUUAUUGAAAGUUGCAAACUGUUAUCCUAGAAUAGGUUACAAAAACAUUACUCGUAUGUCGGAAGUAGAGGAUAUCGAAUGUUUGUGUUCGAACGUAUUAUGUUUUUGACGAAAUGUCUCUUUAAAUUUAUUUUAUUCGAAAAUGUUAA